Molecule: messenger RNA, 1375 nt
Organism: Periophthalmus magnuspinnatus
Lineage: Eukaryota; Metazoa; Chordata; Actinopteri; Gobiiformes; Gobiidae
Gene: pcna
Product: proliferating cell nuclear antigen
Exons: 6
Coding region: 245-1027 (260 amino acids)
Biological process (GO): translesion synthesis; leading strand elongation; regulation of DNA replication
Cellular component (GO): PCNA complex
Molecular function (GO): DNA polymerase processivity factor activity; DNA binding
Source: RefSeq, a predicted model, not a curated record
GGAUACGGAAGUGACGUAGCAGCACGAGUCAUUAAAACCAGACGUGAGCGCGCGCUUUCUACACAAACCUUUUUGUGCGGGGUCGGGUUCCAGCCAGAGCACUUGUCGUCAGUCCUUGGACACAAAGCCUGUCUUUUUGUGACCAUCUCUAAUCUUAAACGAAUACUUUAGCCACCUAGACGGGAGCUAAAGACAUAACUUACAGAACCUACGCAGCUGUGAAACUACAACAACAACAGGAACCAUGUUUGAGGCUCGCUUGGUCCAGGGCUCUAUCUUGAAGAAGGUGCUGGAGGCUCUGAAGGAUCUGAUCACAGAGGCCUGCUGGGAUGUCAGCUCGUCUGGGAUCUCCCUCCAGAGCAUGGACUCGUCUCACGUCUCCUUGGUCCAGCUCACCCUGAGGAGCGACGGGUUUGACUCCUACCGCUGCGACCGAAACCUGGCGAUGGGGGUCAAUCUUAGCAGUAUGUCAAAGAUCCUGAAGUGUGCAGGAAAUGAAGAUAUUAUCACACUCAGAGCAGAGGACAAUGCAGACACACUCGCCCUGGUCUUUGAGACACUUAAUCAGGAGAAAGUUUCAGAUUAUGAGAUGAAACUGAUGGACCUUGACGUAGAACAGCUUGGAAUCCCUGAGCAAGAGUACAGCUGUGUAGUGAAGAUGCCAUCUGGAGAGUUUGCUCGCAUCUGCCGAGACUUGUCCCAGAUUGGCGACGCCGUCAUGAUCUCCUGUGCCAAGGAUGGAGUCAAGUUCUCUGCCUCUGGAGAGUUGGGCACUGGAAACGUCAAGCUUUCCCAGACCAGCAGUGUUGACAAAGAGGAUGAAGCAGUCACAAUUGAAAUGAAUGAGCCUGUGCAGCUAAUCUUUGCCCUCAACUACCUCAACUUCUUCACCAAGGCUACUCCCCUAUCAAAGACUGUCACACUCAGUAUGUCCGCUGACAUCCCUCUAGUGGUUGAAUACAAGAUUGCUGACAUGGGACAUGUCAAAUACUACUUGGCCCCAAAGAUUGACGAAGAGGCGUCUUAAGUGGUGCAUAAUGGACUAACAGAUAAUUGUGGAAAACUCACCUGGCACUUGCCCAAGUGGAAAGCAAACAAUGACUACAAGGCUGCUCAGCUGUCCACAAAGAAGCAUUCAUAGAAAUCAGUGGCUUAAAACAUCAGUUUUUUUAAUCCGCUCAGCACUGGGGCAAAUUUGGCACUUGUUCUCUCCACUUUGGUCUCUAUUGGUUGGUAAUUUGAUAAACAUAUUUCAAGUAUCCAUUCCUUCCUGUAGAUAAAACCAUUUGUAUAUAUUUUCUUGGUCUUGACUCUACACAAAUGUUUUGUACCCAAUGAUUCAGUCAAAUAAAUGAUUUAACUUGUUUACAAUUUA